Messenger RNA from Selaginella moellendorffii, 1147 nucleotides. Its product is annotated as UDP-N-acetylglucosamine--peptide N-acetylglucosaminyltransferase 110 kDa subunit-like. The transcript has 6 exons. Gene Ontology annotation, molecular function: protein binding. The record is from RefSeq and is a predicted model, not a curated record. Lineage: Eukaryota; Viridiplantae; Streptophyta; Lycopodiopsida; Selaginellales; Selaginellaceae. The coding region runs from base 29 to 1009 and encodes 326 amino acids.
UUGCUAGAGCUCAGUCUCAAAAGAUAUCAUGAUAACUCUCGAUGCUCGCAACUUUCUUCCACCGCUGGGCAAGAAUCUGCAAAUCCAGCACCAGCAGCCACAGCGCAAGCUCAAGCCGACGACGACGAGAAGAAAAUUGGCCAUUUUGUCGACGAUUGGAGUGCCAGCCACUUUGCUUUUCGGCUUGACGAGUGUGGCUCGGUGCGAGCAAGUGAGGCUGGAAGACGUUGACAAUCCAAAGUUGCGGGAGGCGAUUCGAGCAGCUGUAAGUGGUGACUUUGAUUAUGCCGAGGCCCUCUUCUCGGAGCUUCUAUCCGAGGAUGAUACAAAUGCUAGCGUGUGGUCCAACCGUGGAAACGUGAGAGUGUCACUCAAGAAGUACCAGCAAGCGCUAGAAGAUUACACGAAAGCAGUAAUUCUUGCGCCUGGAGCACCAGUUCCGCUGCUCAAUCGAGCCAUUGCGAACGAGGCGCUAGGAAACUAUGGCGAUGCCAUUGCUGACUGUGAAGCAGCCAUUAAAAUCGAUCCUCGGGAGUAUGCAGCGUGGUAUAACCUGGGAAACGUGGAUGUUCGUGUCAAAAACUAUGCUGCUGCUGCAAGUGCUUACGAGAGAGCUGCCACUUUAGCUCCUGGAAUCGCAGGAUACCGAUUCAAGCAAGCACUAGUUCUCUUCCAGCUAGAUCAAGUCCAAGCAGCAAAGAAAUUGCUGCAAGGCCUCGUGAGGAAGUAUCCCAACUAUGCCGAAGCUCAUGCAGCAUUAGCAGCUCUUCUCUGGAAAGAAGGCAACCGAAGCCAGGCAGAAGACCAGUUCAAUCAAGCCGGCGUGCAAAAUCCAAAUUUCAGCGAUGCAAGGUGGAUAAGCUCGAGCUUGGAAUGGCCUCCUGCCGUGGUUGACGCAAUGGACAAGUUCCUGGAGAUCAAUAUCAACAGAGCAAGAGCAACUUGGAGCGGAGGUGGAGCUUGUGGAGUCGAUGGAGUCGAUGAAGGUGAUGGCGAUGAAGGGCAAUAAUCAACAGGAGGGCUCGGUAGUUGACAUCGCUUGCUCAUUACUUUCGGAAUUGUACAUGGGAGAGACCGUGUAGGAUCUGUGAUAAAUCAUUGAUCACGUAUAAGAAACUAAAGCUUCUAAACAAAUAUUUUUUUGUGA